CUCCCUCCACCCCCGCCCGCUCCCCAUGGCUCACGUUCUCUCCCUCGAUGAGCUCUAUGCCCUCCUACAACCCAUAACCGUCUCACCAUCAUCCCCCUCAGCUAUCUUUCGCAAUUGGGGACAUACAUUCCGCUGCGCACCGCUGUCGGUCUUUGAGCCCCAGACUGAGCACCAGUGUGAGCUUAUUCUGGAGCUUGCCCGACGCUCCAAACGCUCUGUGCGUGCCGUCGGUGUAGGCCAUUCACCCAGUGAUCUCGCAUGUACGAGCGAAUUUAUGGUCCGGAUGGGUUCGCUUAAUAAAGUCAUCGAGAUCGAUGUUGAGAAGCAACUUGUUGUCGCCCAAGGCGGUAUCACACUCCAGCGCCUCCAUGCCACCCUUGACGCCCACGGCCUCGCUAUGAUCAACGUAGGGUCAAUCUCGGACCAAACCCUCGCAGGAAUGGUCACCACCGCUACCCACGGCACCGGCCUGACCCACAAAGUCCUCUCCACCCACGUCCAGGCCCUGCAUCUCCUGCUCGCCGAUGGCUCACACGUUCGCUGUUCACGCUCGGAGAACACAGAUCUAUUCAUUGCGACAAUAUGUGGCCUCGGGAGUACUGGUCUUAUUCUCGACAUUCAGCUCAAGGUUGCACCCGCUUUCCGACUGCACGAGGUGCAGGAGACUUUCAAGUUCGAUCCGGUGGUGGAUAGGUUGGACGAGGUGGCGAAUUCGGCAGAAUAUGUCCGUCUCUGGUGGUGGCCACAAGCGGGAGAUAUUCGUGUCAGUUCGAUGAGCAAAACCAAUGAGCCACAACGCCCUGUGGCCACUUGGCUGUGGCAUUCUUUCGUCGGAUACCACGUCAUCCAAUUUCUGCUUUUCCUUGGAUGUUUCAUACCACCCGUAAACAUAUGGACUGCUCGAUUCACUUCUUGGCUCGUGCACGACAAGACCGUUUCAGUAGACGACAGUCUAAAUAUCUUUAAUAUAGACUGCAAGUACCGCCAACAUACUACGGAGUGGGCUCUCCCCUAUUCGCACGCACAGGCAGCCAUGCGAGACCUUCGGGAUUGGUUCGACAGAGAGUUUGCCGACCCGAAUGGCCUGCGACCUCACUGUUCUCUCGAGAUUCGUUUCUCGGAGGCGGAUGACGUCUGGUUGAGCCCAAGCUAUGGUCAGCGUAUGUGUUGGAUUGGAGUGGUACAAUACAAGCCUUACGGGUUUAAUGUGCCGUACAGAGUACUCUUCAGGCGCUUCGAGUCGAUUAUGAUGAAGUACGGAGGACGCCCACAUUGGGCGAAAGCUCAUAGCCUUCGCCCUGACACACUCCGCACGCUCUAUCCUCGCUUUGACGAUUUCUGUCGGCUUCUUGGAGACGUAGAUCCAUCAGGCACUUUCCGAAACGAAUACAUCUCGCGCCACAUCUUCGGUCUCGCUGGGACACAGUACGACGAAAGGGUGUUCAAGGACCGACCGUAAGCGCUCUCCAAGCUAGGGAAUCGCGCUGUAUGCUUAGGGAUGUCGUGGCAUUGAUGGUACCGGUCGGAUCUGUGGAGUGUAAGGCAUGCAGAGUCGUUUCUUGGUGUGUUGUGCUAGGAUAGGUGUACGAUGGAUGGCUGGAACUCGUAGUAACAUAUCUUAACUUGCAACGUUUCCCUGUGCUAUAGUCCAUAUCUUCGUUCUUCUAAUGUUUGCCCAUACGGCCUUCAGUUACUUAAUCAUCUUCACCCACUCUACGUUUAGAAUAUCACUUGAAUAAUUGGGUACCCGAUUCCUCUCUGUCGCCUUCUAGCAUGUGCAUGAUGUACUGGACCAUAUCAUAUCCAGGUAUGUGUAUUAUCGCAACCGAGACGCCCAUCAUGGCGGAGAUGAUGCAACCUGCGCGCCGAGAUCAGCUGCGGUGUGAUAUUUCGAGUUUACAAGCCAAGUUGCUCCUUAAUGGACUCCCGGACAAUCCUCUCGUACUCCGCUUUAUUGUCCCGAUAAAGCUUGCAGCAGUCGAUAUUGGCGCCACUCUCGAGAUUCGGCUCAGCGAGCAUGGAGAUAACGCUCAAGAUCACCUUCUCGACACUUUGUACGGGGCUCCAGCGUUCAGAGGCCUGUUCAUACAUUGUCGGAUCAUCACCUGGAGUGUGCAGGAUCGAGAUGCAGACGUUUCCGUCAGGAUAUAUGUUCGGGUGGAACAAGGGCGGUUCAAACUUCAUCUUGAACGGGGACAGUGGGUAAUCCGUUGGGAACGUCAAUUUAGCCGCGAAUACUCCACCUUCGAAAGGCGUGUCCUUGGGCCCAACGAUCAAAGCCUCCCAGGUAAAGAAGUCGGACUCUGAUAUCGGGCCGGCGGUAAACAUUCCAUCAGGAGAACCUCCAGCUGUGAGCUGCUUGUAUUCUGUCAUCAAUCUGCGAAGUGCAGUUGCACUACCACCACGAGAACUCAUAUCGACUGAGGCGAAUAGAGAAACAGAUUGAAAGCGAGGUGAAUGAUGCCUGAGCAAGCUAGUCGCGAACCUGAA
Molecule: messenger RNA, 2490 nt
Organism: Stereum hirsutum FP-91666 SS1
Lineage: Eukaryota; Fungi; Basidiomycota; Agaricomycetes; Russulales; Stereaceae
Product: L-gulonolactone/D-arabinono-1,4-lactone oxidase
Exons: 12
Coding region: 26-1459 (477 amino acids)
Cellular component (GO): membrane; mitochondrion
Molecular function (GO): FAD binding; D-arabinono-1,4-lactone oxidase activity
Source: RefSeq, a predicted model, not a curated record